AUGAGAAGGAUUGACCGUGUGCUUGCCUCAAACCCCACCAUUGACAACGACUUCGCGCAUGGUUCGAUUGUCAUGGGAUUUGAGGUUAGAUUACUUGAAUUCGUUAACCGAAUGCUGGCGCUCCGGGCUGAGGAGCAGGACGACCGUGCUGUGGAGGAAAGAAUCUGGCAAGCUAUGAACCAAGAUAACAUCUCGUCGACAGGAGGAACAACAGCAGUGGAGACGUUGGAUAAGCGACAUACAGUAACGGGCAACAUUGAGAACACAAUGCGCAGUCAUUUUUUAAUAUCUUUCUUCCAAAACCAGUCUUCUGUGUCGACCAAAUGCAGAAUCCAGUCCAACGACUUCCCAUAA
This is a messenger RNA of Penicillium concentricum, 354 nucleotides long. RefSeq lists its product as uncharacterized. The record is from RefSeq and is a predicted model, not a curated record. Lineage: Eukaryota; Fungi; Ascomycota; Eurotiomycetes; Eurotiales; Aspergillaceae. The transcript has a single exon. The coding region runs from base 1 to 354 and encodes 117 amino acids.